This is a messenger RNA of Zootoca vivipara (common lizard), 1967 nucleotides long. RefSeq names its product decapping exoribonuclease (gene DXO). Gene Ontology annotation, biological process: nuclear-transcribed mRNA catabolic process; NAD-cap decapping. Gene Ontology annotation, cellular component: cytosol; nucleus. Lineage: Eukaryota; Metazoa; Chordata; Lepidosauria; Squamata; Lacertidae. The record is from RefSeq and is a predicted model, not a curated record. Gene Ontology annotation, molecular function: mRNA 5'-diphosphatase activity.
AAUGAAAGGCUGAUUAUUUUUUUAAUUUGGGGGGGGGGUGUCUUUCCCUGACUGAUUGGCUCCAAGAGGAGAAGGGAAAGGGAGAGGUCAAAAAGCAUCUUUGGGCAUCUCCCCCAAGUGGGUGCUGGUGACCAGGACUCCUGGGUCCCUUGCAAGAGGAAAGUGCGUGUGCAUGAGCGCAUGAAUGUGCUGCGCGCAUUCUCCCGGGGGGAGCGCGCCUAGGUUUUGCGGCUGAAGACUGCGGAGCGCGAUCCCCGCUGGGGGGAGAAGGAGAGUCCCUGAUGAAGCCCGCUAUCGACACUAGGACUCACGAACGGGAGGACGACGCCCCCAGAGACUGCAGCGCCAAGCGCCAGAGGAGCGACGCCAAGGCUCCCCUCACUUUGUCCGUCACGCCGUCUCGGUACGAUGCCCCUUUCCCCUUUUACCGGCGGCCAGCUGAGCUGGGACACUUUUCCCUGGACGCCCAGCGCUGUUACCACGGGGACGCUCGCCGCCUGCGCUACUAUGCCCCGCCCCCUGUCGAGGGCCCCUCCCCCGGCUUCGACCUGCGCGACGGCUACCGCGACCGCUAUGUGAAGCAGGAUGAGAGUGUCCGCGAGGGGCUGGAGCACUUGCUGAGGUGGAUCACCCAGAACCGGAAGCAGCUGCAGACUGAGGACAAAGGACGGCCGCUGAAUGCCGACUUUGUGACGUGGCGGGGGCAUCUCACCAAAGUGCUGACCACGCCCUACGAAAACCAGGAUGGUUGGCUGCUGGCCGUGAGCCUCUUCCGUGGGACUCUGUACAUCAGCGAAGUCGAGACGGAGACCGCCCGGAGGCAGCGGGAGCAGCGCACGGACCUGCUGAAGGAGCUCAUGUACAUGGGCUACAAGUUUGAGCAGUACAUGUGCUCUGAUACUCCGGACGGGACUCCGGAUCCGACGGGGGUGGUGAACACAAACGAGGCUUUCUGCAUUGUGAUCCGGACCCGCCUGGGAACCCACUCGCUGCUGUUUUCGGGAGAGGUGGACUGCACGGACCCCCGGAGCCCCUGGCCCGACCCUCCAAGCUGUUAUGUGGAGCUGAAGACCAGCAAAGUCAUGCACAGCCCUGCUCAGAGGAAGAGUUUUUACAGGCACAAGAUGAUCAAGUGGUGGGCUCAGUCCUUUCUGCCCGGAGUGUCUCGGAUCGUGGCCGGGUACCGGGGGCCAGAUGGCUCCAUCGUGGAACUGGAGACGUUUGAGACGAUGAAGAUAUUCCAGCUCAUUAGGGAGGACCCGGGCUGCUGGAAGCCGGCGGUGUGCAUGAACUUUUGCGCGGCAUUCCUCGGCUUUGUGAAGAAAGUGGUGACCGAAGACAAUCCGAAGUUGGUUCACCUCUUUGCCUGGGAGCCUGGCCACCCUGUCUCCUUCACGGUGCACCGGGACUCCGAGCACACCUUCCUGCCUGACUGGUACGUGGAGGCGCUGAGCAGCGAGAAGCCCUCGACUCCACACAUCCCAGACUGAUGGGCUGCAGAUGGGAGGGAGAAGCUGGAAUGUUUUUUUUGUAUCUUGAGUGGGUAAUGUAGGGUGGGUGGUUAAACACAUACACACACACACACAGCAGACACAAGGAGGCUGGCACCUGGUGCUCAGAAAGUCAGCGACAUGCCUGGGAUGGCCCCUACCAUAGCUGCCAAGUCUCCCGUAUUCCCCGGGAAAUCCCUGUUUUUCCAGCUGUUCUUAGCUGAAAAAACGAAAUUUUUUGUUUUUCCCCGGUUUAUUCUGGCGCAACGGCCAUUUUGGAACUGGGCAAAGCAGCAUCAAAAGUCACUUCUGAGCAUGCUCCACCCAGUUCCAAAAUGGCGGCAGCGCUACGUCCGGUCUGCUACUUCUGGCCCGGUCCCUUAUUUCUCAGACAGCAACUUGGCAGGUAUGCCCCCUACCCCCACAUCAUCACAAUGAAGGAGGGACAGGGCAAUAAACUAUUAUCGUAAACACAAA